Molecule: messenger RNA, 1610 nt
Organism: Darwinula stevensoni
Lineage: Eukaryota; Metazoa; Arthropoda; Ostracoda; Podocopida; Darwinulidae
Source: the annotation of a GenBank genome assembly
AUGAAGGGAUCUUUUGGGUCGACAUCCGAGAUGGUUCCACCGGUCGUCCGCGUCCGAGUCACGUUUCCGCCAGAUUUCCUUCUUUUAUCCUUCGGGUACGAUUCGGGAUCGCUGGAACCCGACGCAGGAUCGGCCGUCCGUGUCGGACGCGGAACAUCCGAGAUCCGGCUUAGAUCCAUCCGGAUCCGAUUCCGGAACGAGAACGAGGGGAAGGAAGAAUCGGAUUCGGAAUCGGACGGAGGGAACCCCUCCGUCUGCUUCCAUCGCGUGUCUCACGAUACGACGAAAAGGAAAAUGAGAAUUAGUGGAUUCCGUGCCUCGGUCCCAUCUCGUCUCGCCGAAGGAGAAAGCUCGUUCUCCCGCUCGGGGACGAAAACGGCCGAUUUCGGUCUCGAUUUUUUCCUUUCGGCGACGGUCACGGUUUCGGUCGACAUCCGACGAAACGACGGAAUUUCCUAUCUCCGACGUUCCCCGAGUUCCUUCUCCCCGGUCUCUCACGUUGCCGACUCUCGUUUCGCAUCGCAGGAGAUGACGCUGCACCUGGUGGUGUUGAGCUUCGACCGUUAUUCCCGGGACGAGGUGAUCGGAGAGGUGUUGUAUCCCCUGUCGGAAGCCGGACGAGAAGCCCUCGCCGAGACUCUCUCCGUCACCAAGGAAAUCUCUCCGCGCAGUCUCAAGAUCCGGAGCCAGGGACGAGGGGAGAUCCUGCUGAGUCUCUGCUACCAGCCGGCGGCUCAUCGACUCACCGUCGUCAUCCUCAAGGCGAGAAAUCUUCCCAGGAUGGACGUCACCGGACUCUCUGAUCCUUACGUGAAAAUCUACUUACUGUGGAACGGACAGCGACUGGCAAAGAAGAAAACGCACGUGAAGAAGAGGACUCUGAAUCCCGUGUUCAACGAAUCCUUCGUGUUCGAUCUGCCGAACGGCGCGGAUUCCCUCGACGACAUCAGUCUGGAAUUCCUCCUCUUGGACUGGGAUCGAGUCACCAAAAACGAGGUGAUCGGUCGAGUGGAGCUGGGAGGGCCGAACUGCUCGGGAUUCGCCCGUCAUCACUGGACCGAGGUCGGGAAAUCCCCUCGUCGACAGAUCGCCCAGUGGCACAAGUUGAGAGAGUGAACAUCCCUUUCUCGUCCACCUUCACCUUCACCUUCGCUUGGACCUUCGACUUCAUCUCAUCCCGUACCGUGGAAUCUUGGAUCGUUUCUCUUCCGCUACGUACCCAGUUCCCGUGCGCUCAACGCUCCCCGGCUGUAAAAAGAAAAAAAAAUCAAAACCCAUCGGUGUUAAACGAGGUCGCGACCUCGAACCCGUUCAUAUCCAACUCGGCCCAUUCCAUUUGUAUAUAUUCCAAACUCGUAUCGUGUUCCAUCGGCAUGCAGGAUGACGCUGCCGGCCGGGAUCUCGGCGAACGAGACCAUCAUCGUAUACCACCUUUCAUAAUAUAGACGCCUUUUUGUUUUCCUUACUCGGUCCGAGGUUUGCAAAAGGUCGAACGGCUAUUUUUUUGUGCAUGGUUUUUUGGCACGAAUCGAAGUCUAUGCGAUGUUGAAAACGGAUCCGAUCUUCGUAGUCCGAUAUUUCCGCAAUGUCUAAUAAACGGAAUAAAGCCA